AUGCCUGUCAUGUCUCAGCCCCAGGCGCUGGAGAGCCCUAGCGGUGUCGCUCUCACCUGGAUCUUUGACCAUUGCUUGCGCUACACGGGCUCUUAUGAAAUCCCUCUGCGUACCAUGUACACCCUCAACUGCAACCCGGCCAAGAACCCGAACCGCGGCCCCGAGACCGCUUUCACCCCGCGCUCCUCCACCUCCACCAAGGCAUCCGACGACUCGAUCGACGCGGCUGCUGAUUUUCGCUCGCAGCUGAUCCACCAGAUAUCGCGUCUGCCUUCUCAGCCCUGCUCCCUUCCACCCUCCUUCCUGACCUCCUUCCUGCGUCGCUGCUUUACGGCUGAACUGGAGUCGGUCGAUUUCCCGCAGGCUCUGACCGCGUUGGAUUAUCUCAAGGAUUUGGAAGGUCGUUGGAAGAAAGAAAUGAAUGGUGCCCUCCAGCGACUGGGCAUCUCCCGCGACGAUGCGGAGAACCCGUACACCUCGGAGCUGGCUCUCAAGUACCCGGCAGUCCUGCCCUGGCUGCAGUCGAUUAAUGCCCAAGCACGCAAACUCGAGGCCCAGUACACCCAGAUCUACAUUGGCUUGCGUCGCUGGACCCUGAUCAAUGACAUGAUGCUCGAGCCCAACAACAAAGUCAACCACAUUGCUAUGCUCAACACGCUGUUCCCUCCGGUCACCAAUGCCACGGUUGCUCCCACGCGCCAGUUGCCCCCGCGAAUUUUGCAGGCGCAGCGUGAUGGAUUCUUCCGCUACAUCAAUGCCGUCGAAGCUAAAGGAAUUGCAAUCCUGCAGCCGGUCAUGUCGCAAGGCGCUCCCGGGGGCCAGGAAACCUCGUGGCCUUUGGUCUACGACUCCCUGGACAAGUACCUGGUCAUGGCUAAUGAGGUCAUUGACGAGUGUGCCUUGGUCAACGAGCCUGCUCACCUGGAGGAGUCGAGCUCUCCCCACCGUUCCAAGCGUGGUAAGGUGGACUCCGGUGAUCCAGAGAAGCCUCUCCCGCAGUUCCCUGUUCCCAAGAAGGCAAAUGGCUCCGCCCUUGAGCGUCUGGUUACCGAGAUUCGUCGUUUGGGCCCCAUUGCCAAAUCGAAGAAUUUGCGUAAGAUGAAGUCAACCACGACUUUGGGUGCUCGCCCUGGCAGCCAGCACAGCUACGCGGAAAGCUCCUUUUUUGAGAUUGAUGAGAAAAAGCGCCGCCGCCUCAUUGGCGAAGCCACCAGCCGCAAGAGCCCCCAGAUGCCGGCUCCCAACUUCCACGCUCAGUGA
Molecule: messenger RNA, 1260 nt
Organism: Penicillium cinerascens
Lineage: Eukaryota; Fungi; Ascomycota; Eurotiomycetes; Eurotiales; Aspergillaceae
Exons: 3
Coding region: 1-1260 (419 amino acids)
Source: RefSeq, a predicted model, not a curated record